Messenger RNA from Telopea speciosissima, 1733 nucleotides. RefSeq names its product tudor domain-containing protein 3. The transcript is spliced from 8 exons. The record is from RefSeq and is a predicted model, not a curated record. Bases 52 to 1323 code for a protein of 423 amino acids. NCBI's taxonomy places the organism in Eukaryota, Viridiplantae, Streptophyta, Magnoliopsida, Proteales, Proteaceae. Gene Ontology annotation, cellular component: nucleus.
CGAGAAAAAGAGGAUUUCUUUCACUUUUUACUGAUCUGUUCACCAGUGACAAUGGCGAACAUACCUUCUUCUGAAGCUGUCUUAGAAACCCUAAUUCACAGAGGAUGGUGUUUUAGAGACCUUGAAGAUAUAAAAUUUCUGAUUCAACUCAACGUCGCUACCUGCAGUGGAUUGGAUUAUGCAGAUUCCGUUGAAUCAGAGCUUCUAAACAUGGAUUUAAUGUCUUUUGGAGGGAAGUCCUUACCUGAUUCGUCUGUGAUUAAGAAAUCAUCCCAUCUUCAAGGCCCAAAAGUUCUUCAGAUAGUUUCUGUGAGGGACGUAUAUCAGAGUACCAUAGAGUCUCAGAGCAGAAACUCGCGUGAUAGGCGUCUCCUUCGAUUUGUUCUCACUGAUGGAAACUCAGAAGUAGUUGCUAUAGAGUACUCUCCCAUAGUGGCCAUUGCUGACGAUAUUGUUCCUGGGGCUAAGGUGCGUUUGGAAAACAAAGCUGCAAUUCAUAGUGGUAUAUUAUGUUUGAAACCUAAAGCAGUAACUGUUCUAGGAGGUCUUGUUCAAUCACUUUAUGAAGAAUGGCAGAUGACUCGGAAAUAUUCAGGUUUUUCCCGCUCGACCUUGAGGCUAUCUCAGAAAAAUGAUGGUGAUGGUCCUCCACCAUUUGAGCAGUUGAAAAUUGGGGUAUGCUCUCAGAGGAAUGCUCAACACCACAAUUCUUCCUAUGCUUCUGAGUCAGUGCCAAGAGCAUCUGGACCUAUCUUUGUUAAACCUGGUGGUGGAAAUGUUUUGAAUCAGACUCUUGAUUCAAAAGUGGAUGAGAUGGAUGGUGAUCAGAAGGCAGCUUCCUUGACUGGAAACCCUGAAGGGAAUCCAAGUUCUUCUGAGUCCAGACCAAAAGAAGUGGCUGAAGCUGUACCUGUUCAAAAUCAGGCCGCUGCACAGAAACUCCUACAAAAAAUGAGUCAGCCAUCCCGGGAUGAUCGGCACUCUCGGCCCUUUAGAGGUCCAAGAAAUAGAGGAAAAGAAAAGCAAGAAGAAGAAUCUUUGACUCUAGAUGAAUGGGAGAGGAUAAAGGGUGGGGGAAAGUCUCAAUUAAGAGAUGAGAUUCAAGAUAUCAGUCGUGAUGAGGAGAUCGCUUGGCAGCUUCAAAAUCAAUUAAAUAUUGAAGAUUCCCAAGAUUCCCAUGUAAAAGCAGGUAAAGAUUUGGACGCAGAGAAGAUACGGAUGAGUAUGUUCAAUUUUGAGAGAAGAGACGAAUUGAGAGACCAAGGUAGGAUGGGAUCUAGAGGGAGAGGAAGGGGGAGAGGAAGAGGAAGGAGGAGAUUCUGAUGACCAGUUCUUCCUCGUUUUUUCAUUUGGUCGUCUUCUUUGGCCAAGCAUAUCAUCACAAGCUGGAAUAGAGUCCCCAUGACCUGAAGUUGAUGUUUUUGCAGUUUAAAGGUCAUCACUUUAUGAAGCCAGUUUGUGACAUCCAAGCAGAAAAAAAGAAAAUUAUGAGUUGCAGUAAAUGAUUAGUGGUGGGAUACAAUGCAGAAUGACAAAGCAGAGAGGAUCAUCAACUUUUCCAGUAGGUGGGAAACUUUGCUUUCUUUUAAGCUUGGUUGCCCAUUCUGGGUGGUUCACACCAUCGCUCUCUUUUCUCUUGGUUAAUGGAGAACAGUUUUCUGAGGAAAAGUGUAAUAUAAUAGAUAUUUGAAUUCAUGUGGAGUGAAGCACAGAUGUCAUAUUUUUCUUUGGCA